AUGGAGUUUGCUAAUGGUGGCGAGCUCUUUGAUUAUAUUGUUGCUAAUACAAGGAUUAAAGAAAAAGAAGCAUGCCGAUUUUUCCAACAAAUUGUGGCAGGAAUUGAGUACAUCCACAAGCUGAAUGUUGUUCAUAGAGAUUUGAAACCGGAAAACCUUCUAUUGGACCAUAAUAACAAUAUUAAAAUCGUUGAUUUUGGCCUCAGUAACACGUAUAAGCCUGGAGAGUUGCUGAAGACCGCAUGUGGAAGUCCAUGCUAUGCAGCCCCUGAAAUGAUACAAGGGAAGAAAUAUGUGGGCUCAAGAGUAGAUAUUUGAAGCUCUGGAGUCAUUUUAUUUGCUAUGAUAUGUGGAUAUUUACCAUUUGAAGACCCUAACACAGGACAGCUCUAUAAAAAAAUCAUUGCUGGCGAGUACCAUUCCCCGAAAUUCAUUUCUGCAGAAGCAAAAGACAUUUUGAAGGGCAUACUGAACACUGACCCAGACAAAAGGUACACUAUUGAGCAAAUAAGGCAGCAUCCUUGGUUCAGCCAAGUGAAGCAAGAAACGACCCCAGGAAUCCUUGUAGGCUAUGAUAGCAUCAAUGUAGAUUCAGAAAUUUUAAUGAAGCUUCAAGAAUACAGCAUUGAUACUCAAUAUGCUCAAAAAUGCAUAGAAGCAAAUAAGCAUACUCAUAUCACCACAGCGUAAAGCGUAUGCAGGUAUUAUUUAUUGCUGAAAAAACACUUACAAAAUGGUGGGACUUCAGUUGCUGAUUAUAGCUAUCUUUCUGAUAGCGAAACAACGCAUAUUAUUCCUCAUCCCCCGCAUAAACUGAACCAGAGCUUUAACCAAACUAUAUCAAAUGCGCCUCAUCCUCCUUUAUUUAAACUGAAAAAUGAACAACUAAUAACUCCAUUAAACCCUCGUCAUCGGCGAUUGGUAAACACUACAGUCUCAUACAAAAUAGGUAGCACUGGAGGCUCUGGGUCAAAAGAAAUCGAAGCAAUAAAGCCUGAAUACCCUACAAGCAUGACUCAGAACUACCACCUUAGAGGAAUAUCGCACCAAAUAAAUACGUAUAAAUCUGGCUCACCUAAGACUAGGGGACACCACUCAGUUUCUCCAAAAAAUGUAAAUCCAAGACAAAAGCAUCUAAAAUAUAGACUUAUUGGAAGAGAAACCAUGGGAGUAGCAGGAACGCCUCGACCUCCUACACGAGUGACACCAAAUGGUCAAAGAGCUUCAGGAUCUAGAGGAAGAGUAAAAACUCCAGGGCUAAAUGACAGUAUCGAUUUUGAUACCAAUAAAAGCUUGAAUAACACCUUUAGAUUUAGUCCAAGAACAGCUAUUACAGCUGAUGGGAGCCAUGGACGUCGAGGGAGAGCAAGCAGAGAAAAAUCUUAUUUGUAA
Molecule: messenger RNA, 1392 nt
Organism: Blepharisma stoltei
Lineage: Eukaryota; Ciliophora; Heterotrichea; Heterotrichida; Blepharismidae
Source: the annotation of a GenBank genome assembly